UCGUGUUAGUAGCGUCACUGCGCUUGCGCGACACUUUUACGAGCAUGAUGGCGGCAAGUAACGGCGGCGGAAUGGAAGUUGACGCGACAGUGAGUCCCAGUGUGAUGGCGUCAGGUGUCACAGGAAGUGUGUCGGUGGCGUUACAUCCGCUCGUCAUCCUCAAUAUCUCAGAUCACUGGAUCAGAAUCCGCUCACAGGAGGGACGAGCCAUGCAGGUUGUAGGAGCUCUUAUUGGAAAGCAGGAGGGCAGAAACAUCGAGGUGAUGAAUUCAUUUGAGCUGCUGUUUCACACUGCAGAAGAUCAGAUUCACAUUGAUAAAGAGUAUUACUACAUUAAAGAAGAGCAGUUCAAGCAGGUUUUUAAAGAAAUGGAGUUUUUAGGCUGGUACACGACUGGUGGUGCUCCUGACCAAUCAGAUAUCCACAUUCAUAAGCAGGUGUGUGAAAUCAUCGAGAGUCCACUGUUCCUCAAACUAAACCCCAUGACCAAACACACUGAUUUACCGGUCAGUGUGUUUGAGUCUGUGAUUGACAUCAUCAGCGGAGAGGCGACCAUGCUGUUUGCUGAGUUACCGUAUACGUUAGCAACAGAAGAGGCAGAACGCAUUGGAGUCGAUCAUGUUGCACGAAUGACGACCACCGGAACAGGAGAAAACUCCACAGUGGCGGAGCAUCUGAUCGCUCAGCACAGCGCUAUAAAGAUGCUGCACAGCCGUGUGAAGAUCAUUCUGGAGUACGUCAAAGCCGUUCAGUCCGGUGAGGUUCCCUUUAAUCAUGAGAUCCUGCGAGAGGCAAAUGCGUUGUGUCAUCGCCUGCCUGUUCUCAACACAAUCAAAUUCAAGACGGACUUUUAUGAUCAAUGUAAUGACGUGGGGUUGAUGGCGUAUUUGGGCACAAUCACCAAAACAUGCAACAGCAUGAAUCAGUUCAUCAACAAAUUCAACGUCUUGUAUGACAGACAAGGCAUCGGUCGGCGCAUGAGAGGACUGUUCUUCUGAAACACACGCUGGUUCAAUGUUACACGGCAGCAGUUUAUUUCAUCAAUCUCACAUCAGAUUCUGAGUUCGAGUUAAUAAACAUGGUUUCUUUUUUGUGA
Myxocyprinus asiaticus (Chinese sucker) is the source of this 1096-nucleotide messenger RNA. RefSeq names its product COP9 signalosome complex subunit 6. Gene Ontology annotation, cellular component: COP9 signalosome. Gene Ontology annotation, biological process: protein deneddylation. The record is from RefSeq and is a predicted model, not a curated record. Bases 45 to 998 code for a protein of 317 amino acids. The transcript has 10 exons. Gene Ontology annotation, molecular function: metallopeptidase activity; protein binding. NCBI's taxonomy places the organism in Eukaryota, Metazoa, Chordata, Actinopteri, Cypriniformes, Catostomidae.